Molecule: messenger RNA, 1668 nt
Organism: Juglans regia (Persian walnut)
Lineage: Eukaryota; Viridiplantae; Streptophyta; Magnoliopsida; Fagales; Juglandaceae
Product: disease resistance-like protein DSC1
Exons: 3
Coding region: 1-1668 (555 amino acids)
Molecular function (GO): protein binding
Source: RefSeq, a predicted model, not a curated record
AUGAGUUUCCCACCUGAUAAACUCGUUGAACUCACUAUGUGUUACAGCCACAUUCAGCAACUGUGGCAGGGAACUAAGAGUUUAUACAAGCUAGAGCAUCUUGACCUUAGUGACUCUCGGUACUUGGUGGAGACCCCAGACUUCACUAAUGCCCCAAAUCUUAAGAGGCUGAUUCUUCAAGGCUGUACAAAAUUGCGUAAUCUCCACUCAUCAGUUGGAGCUCUAAAAUGCCUUAUUUUUCUGAAUUUGAAAGGUUGCACCUCUCUUACUAGCCUUCCCUGUAACAUUAGCUGGGAUUCCCUAGAAAUUUUGAUUCUUUCUGGCUGUACGAGACUCUGGAAGUUUCCUGAAAUGGUGGAAAACAUGAAUCGUUUGAGGCAACUUGAUUUGGAUGGGAUUGCAUUAGUAGAACUUCCAUCAUCAAUUGGGCACUUAACUGGCCUCACUUAUUUUAGUUUGAGAAGCUGCAAAAGCCUCUUGAGUCUUCCGAGUGCUAUUUAUGGUUUGACAUCUCUUAAAACUCUUGCUCUCUCUGGUUGUUCACAACUUGAGGAAAUGCCAGAGGGACUAGGGAAUUUGGAACAUCUGGAGGAGCUCGAUAUAAGUGAAACCGCUAUAAGGCAAUUUCCAUCCUCCAUUACACGUCUACAAAAUCUUAAAAUGUUGUCCUUCCAAGGAUGUUCAGGUUUGCCACCUAAGUUGUUUCUCAAACGAUUAGUAACUUGGUUUUGGGGGAACCCCGACACUGGUUUGGUAUUGCCUACUUCGUUGUCAAGUACUCUAUGCAGCUUGAAGAACUUAGAUUUGAGUAAUUGCCAUUUAAAAGAUGGAGCAAUUCCCAAUGACCUAAGUGAAUUGUCAUCACUGCUAGCUCUAGAUCUAAGUGGAAACGAUUUCACGCUCUUACCUGAAAGCAUCUCUCAACUUUCGAAGCUUUAUGUUAUUUUCUUGAGAAGCUGUAGUCGGCUUCGAUCAUUGCCAGAACUUCCGUCAAGUAUAGUAUACGUUGAUGCUCAAGAUUGUAUCUCAUUGGAAACAUGUUCUAAUAAAAUUCAUACAUGGGUAGCAGAUGACACUGGAUUAGCUAUUCUAAAAAGUACCGAUAUGCCACGUCGAUUGAAAAAUGGACAACGUGACCUAUUGAAAGAAAGAACCACUAAAGCACACAGUGAUCUUGCCAGAGUCAUCUCGGGUGCUUCAAGAGCAAUAGGAAUUCCAACGUGGUUCCAAAAUCAGAGUAUGGGUUCCUCGAUUACAAUCCGGUUGCAUCCUGAUUUAGAUGAUGGUAGAAUGUGGUGGGGAUAUACUCUUUAUGUUUCCUAUGAAAUCAAUGACCUUGAAAGUUGGGAGUCAACACGUUUUACGAGAUUGGAUUAUGAGGAGCUUGUGUUUCAUUUUGUUACCGAUGAAGGUCCGCUCAAAACCCUCCUAAAGUUCGAUACACUCCAGAAAUUCCCCAGUACUAUUGAUAUGCCAGCAGGACAUUGGUUAUAUGUACCACGCAUCUGGUUUGAUAAAAAGUCAAAGGAGGUGGAUACAUGGAGUUACAUUGAGGUUUCAAUUACGAUUGGCAAUCCAUUCAUGAAGGUGGAAAAGUGCGGGGCUCAACUAGUCUACGAGCAAACUCUCCAAGAGUUUAUCGAUGCAGUUUCACCACAUCCUCAUUGA